Molecule: messenger RNA, 1945 nt
Organism: Nanorana parkeri
Lineage: Eukaryota; Metazoa; Chordata; Amphibia; Anura; Dicroglossidae
Gene: GCKR
Product: glucokinase regulator
Exons: 19
Coding region: 24-1913 (629 amino acids)
Biological process (GO): glucose homeostasis; negative regulation of glucokinase activity; response to fructose
Cellular component (GO): nucleoplasm; cytosol; mitochondrion
Molecular function (GO): enzyme inhibitor activity; enzyme binding; carbohydrate binding
Source: RefSeq, a predicted model, not a curated record
AGGUCCUGACCCCUCCCCCGACCAUGAAAGGAAGCCGCAGGUACAAGCAUGUUAUCGAGACCCCGGACCCCGGGAAGUGGGAGCUGGCCGGGUAUGAGGAGUCUCUUCCCAUCAGUGAGAAGUCCAAUCCCAUCACCCGAGAACUGGACAAGGCCGACCCCAACCAGAUGGUGCAACUCCUACGGGACUGCGACGCCGAAAUAUUUCAGGAGGAGGACGAGACCAUCAUCACCUAUCAGAGGCUGUACAGUGAGUCCGUCCUGAAGACGGUGGGAGACAUCGCCAAGCGUGUGCAGGAGAUCAUAGAGAACCCCGACGACGGCCUCAUCGUCCUCAGCGGGUGCGGCACGUCCGGUCGCUUGGCGCUGCUCCUGGCGGUAAAUUUCAAUGGACACGCGGAGGGGGAUGUCCGAGAUCCAUGUUUGUUUUGGCAUCGGUGGAGAUGUUCAGUAACGUGUUGUCUUCGCAGGUCCGUGGUGGCGGCUCAGGAGGCGCCUGAUGACAGUCCGCUGCUGGGAGCGCAGGAGCUGGAGAGGGUGUGUGCCGGCAAGAAGAAGGUUGUCUACCUGGGCGUCUCCUGCAGCCUAUCGGCUCCCUUCAUUGCCGGACAGUUGGACUUCUGCAUGAAGAACUUGGAUGUCUUCCUGCCGGUCCUGGUUGGGUUUAAUCCAGUUGGUACAGCCAGUAAUGAGCAGAUUGAAGGCUGGACCUCCACCUUCCGGCAGGUGGCCGAGCGGAUGCAGAGCCUCCACGACACACAGACGGGCUUCGUGCUGAACCCGGCCAUCGGGCCUGAGGCCGUCUGCGGCUCCUCGCGUAUGAAGGGCGGCAGCGCCACGAAGAUCCUGCUGGAGACCCUGUUCCUGGUGGCCCACAAAGCCAGCUCCGAGGUGGAGGUGACAGAGAAGUGCUUCCUGGAGAUCCUGCGGACGUACGAGAGGGCCCACAAGGUGACCUACGCCCACAGCAAGAAGAUAGCUGCGCUGCUCAAGCAGUCCGCCACCAGUCUGCAGAAGACGGGUCACCUGUACAUCCUGGGCUGGGGGACGCUGGGAGUGAUGGCGAUCAUGGACGCGGCAGAGUGCGUGCCCGCCUUCCAUGCAGAUUGGAGAGACGUGCGCGGCUUCAUAAAUGGAGGAUAUCAAACCAUGGAGAACAAGGACGGGGACCUGAGCUCUCUGGGAGCCGAAUUUGCUGUCUCCCAUGAAGACUUUGUGAAGAGCGUCCUCCCCUCCCUAUCCGAGAUGGACACCGUCCUCUUCCUCUUCACCAUUGAUGAUGAGGUCAGCGAGGUGGAGAAGCUGGUGGAGCUGGUGAAGGAGAAGACAUCGAACAUCCACGCCGUCUCCCACUCCAUAGCGGGACAAUACCUGCCGAAUUCCACCAAAAAGAUCAUCCCGAACAUCAUCAGUAUCAUGUGGCCCAUCCUGUUCCUGGAGUACGAGGGAGCCUUCAUCCAGAAGUUUCAGAGGGAGCUGAGCAGUAAGUGGAUCCUGAACACGGUGACCACCGGGGCCCAUGUCCUGAAGGGCCAAAUAUACCGAAACUUCCCGGUGGACUUCAGAAUCAGUAAUUCCAAACUCUUUCACCGAGCAAUCUCCAUCCUACAGCGACUGACAGGACACUCCCAGAGCCGGUGCACUGAGGCCCUUCUCCAGGCCGUCCACGGAGAACCGGUCCUGAGUGAGCAGACCAAGAACACCGACAUCUCCAGACAUGUGGGCGUGGCUUCAUCGAAGGACAAGGUUCUUCCCGUGGCCAUCGUGGGCCUGUUGCGGAAUUGCUCCAUUCAGGAGGCCCGGACCCGCUUAGACUCCUCGGCCACCGUGCGUGCCGCCAUAGAAGCAUCGCUCAACGUUCCUGGAAGGAAAAGGGGGGCGGAGAGCUCGGAGACGGCCAGGCGCAGCCGAUAGGUCCUCAGGAGUCACAUGGGUACUUUUUAUAG